Messenger RNA from Mollisia scopiformis, 1783 nucleotides. RefSeq names its product Arginase/deacetylase. The record is from RefSeq and is a predicted model, not a curated record. Gene Ontology annotation, molecular function: metal ion binding; agmatinase activity. The coding region runs from base 129 to 1358 and encodes 409 amino acids. The transcript is spliced from 3 exons. Lineage: Eukaryota; Fungi; Ascomycota; Leotiomycetes; Helotiales; Mollisiaceae.
CGAUAACGUAAUCAACUCUAAUUAGACCUCACAAUAGUUUGCACUUCUCUUUCAACUUCCAGAGUCCUUUCACUGGAGCACCUUUGCAAAGAUUCUUUCAAACUCAUCAAAUUAGAGCAUUUGACAAAAUGCGGCUCGAAACGUUGUCCUUGUUGGUGUUAUGCGGGGUAAUCGGUGUCGUAGUGGGGCACGAACAUCAUGGCCAUGACCACGACCACGCCGAGAAAGAGAUCCCGCUUCAUGAGCAAGAAUAUAUCCAGGACAACACUGAGGAAUUGGAGCGAAAAUGGGGCUUUGAGUGGGGAUAUAAUGGGGUCAACUCAUUUGCACACCUCGAGCACGUGAAGUGUCUCACUAAGCCAGAUACUCUGUUCGAUAUUGGCAUUUUGGGAGUUCCCUUUGAUACCGCUGUUAGCUAUAGACCAGGAGCUCGUUUUGGGCCCCGAGCUAUUAGAGCAGCAUCAUCUCGACAGACCUCUUUCCGAGGCUUCAAUCCCCGAGCUGGAAUCAACCCUUACAUGUCAUGGGCCAAGAUCCUCGACUGCGGCGACGUUCCCGUAACUCCUUUCGAUAAUGCCGUUGCACUCACCCAAAUGACGUCCGCUUACCUCGAACUUGGUCACCGCUCUUCACUCUCUUCCGUCAUCCCAAAACCUAAGAUUAUAACCUUAGGUGGAGAUCAUGCUUUGGCACUUGCAGCAUUGCGGGGUUUAAAUAAAGUCUAUGGACAGAGUAUCGCAGUUCUUCAUUUCGAUGCACAUUUAGAUACUUGGCAUCCGGCAAAGUACCCGAGUCCGUGGCCAAGUAAACAGGCGGAGUUUAACCAUGGGUCUAUGUUCUGGAUUGCUUCCAACGAAGGACUGAUUCUGAACGGUUCGUCGGUUCAUGCGGGGUUGAGAACGAGGUUGAGCGGGGAUGAUUGGGCAGACUUUGAGGAUGAUACGAAUCAGGGCUUCCUACGUAUCUCGGCUGAUGAUAUCGAUGAUCUUGGUCCAAAAGGUGUUGUUGAUACCAUUAUGGCUAGAAUUGGGACAGAGACUCCUGUUUACGUUAGUGUUGACAUCGACGUCCUUGACCCAGGUCUUGCACCAGGUACUGGAACCCCAGAAGCUGGUGGAUGGACAAGCAGAGAGUUGAUUCGAAUCUUGAGAGGAAUCGAGGGAUUAAACAUCGUAGGUGGGGAUAUCGUGGAGGUGGCGCCCGCAUACGAUGGGGCCGGAGAGCAGACUGCCUUGGCUGGAGCGCAAGUCGUGUAUGAGAUUCUGACGAGCAUGGUCAAACGGGGGUUGGUGGAUAUGGGCAAGACUGCAGAAGUUCCUGGCCGUGACGCUAGAGGAAGAGUGAAGGACGAGUUGUGAGGUCUGGGUUUGGAGUUGUGGUUGCCAAGUUUUUGGUGGAGUGUUCGGAGUUGGACGAAAGAGGAAAUCGAUGAAGAUGGUGUAAAAGGCAAGCUUCGAAGAUUGGGAAAUUGAGUGGAAAAGUGCUUCAUCUUAUCUCUGAGGGGUUAUGCAGUACCAAAAGCGUUCGUGGCAACAUUGAAACACCUUUUCGAGAUGGGGUUUGCCGAGACUUGAAACACCGCGACAGGUGUCACGACUCGCACACCGAAUGAAACAGGGCAUCUUAUUGGUCAAUUACUUCUCCUGCAAGGCAUCUCGCAAAGCUAAAUAGUCAUAGCAUUCUCGGGGUCGCAAAUUCGCGAUCGCAAAGCUAACGGGAUAGAAAUGACGCGUUUCUUUCGUAUUCGCAACUAAGUACGACCGCAAGAGCCAGAAUGAACUGC